Molecule: messenger RNA, 567 nt
Organism: Lactuca saligna
Lineage: Eukaryota; Viridiplantae; Streptophyta; Magnoliopsida; Asterales; Asteraceae
Source: the annotation of a GenBank genome assembly
AUGAGUGAAAAUAUCAAGGAUUUAGAACAGACGAAUGAGCUUGUUGCCUAUGUAAUACAUGAAGUACUUGAUAACCUUCAGAAAAUUAUGAAUGGUUCUACAGAAGAAAGUGAAGAUGAUACAAGAAAUGAACAAUUGGAUCAUCUAGAAUUAAACAACUAUGAUGUGUUCAUCGAACUAUUAAUAAUGAAUCUUCGUGGGCGUGCACAACUCGAAACAAAAAACAGAGAAUACAAUUUGGAUUUGUUGAGAAGAAUAAAAGAUUUAGAAGAAUCAAAUAGAAACCAUAAUAAUCCAGCCAAGGAUUUGAAAUUAAUGGAGUUGCAGACCAAAAUUGAGGCAGAUGGAAGGGUCUUCUGUGUGAGUGACAAUUCGUCUACAAUAGUUGAUUGCCUUUUAAAUGAAGCAAGACAGAGAGGAGCUACACUGCAGACAGGAAAAUUUGUCACAUUAGCUUCUAUUUCUCAAAGUGGAAAAUUCAUACUCAAAAUUAAGAAUCGUACGAUUGAUUAUGUGGAUUUUGUUGAAGCUGAUUACUUAUUAAUUGCUAGUGGCAUCAGUCAAUAG